AUGCUGAGGGGCGAAGCUUUCGACCAGUUCGAAGCGGCAAAACGGUCCUCGAAUGGCACUUCAGAGCAACUAUCACAAAUUUUCAAAGGACUCUGUUUUUCCCUUAUUAUAUUUGCCGCUUUGUUUGGAAACGCCUUGGUCUUCAUUGCCGUACAACGAUUUGAAAGACUUCGCAGAGUCAAGACGAACAUAUUUCUUGUCUCCCUAGCUAUGGCUGAUUUUCUGGUCGCACUGGUCGUGAUGCCAUUCAGCGCUUGCAUGUCCCUCAUGCACGGCCGAUGGAUAUUUGGCAAUUGGUUCUGCGAUGUUUUCAAUGCAAACGAUGUGCUAUUCAGCACUGCAAGCAUUCUGCAUUUGUGUUGUAUAUCCAUGGAACGUUAUAUUGCAAUCAUCAAUCCGCUAUCAUAUGAUAGGAAAAUGACUAAAUCCAGAGUGACCUUGAUGAUUACCACUACGUGGAUCCUAUCGAUAUUGAUUUCUUAUCUGCCCAUUAUGAGCGGCAUUUAUACAACGGCGGAAUACCUGGCCCAGAGGGGCUCACAGCAUGAAGUGUGUGAAUUCGUAGUUAACCCCAUCUACGCUGUUGUGUCUUCCUCGACCUCGUUCACCAUACCCAGUAUUGUGAUGGUUGCUGUGUAUGUGAGGAUAUAUAUCGAGGCACGAAGGCAAGAACGCAAAAUUCAUCAUCUACACCUAUCCAAAAAACUCAAAACAUCGAGCGAUGCUACCACGUACACUACGGAACAACCACGGGGGUCAGUGGAGAAAGAAACAACGGUUCCGGAAAAUCUGACUAACUUGUUGAUGAGGGCUUCAGAAACCAAUCAUCAACCCAUCACAAAUCGCAUGUCUCCACCAAGCAUUCCAAAUCAGAGUCUGGAAUCAAGAGAGCACUUGAAGAUUCACAGGGAAAACAAGGCAGCAAAGACGCUAGGGAUUAUUAUUGGUGCAUUUAUCCUAUGCUGGUGUCCAUUCUUUUUUUGGUACAUUUCCACAAACGUUUGCCGUGCAUUCGCUGAUUGUCCAUACCCUUCCAUUUUGGGCGAAGUUCUAUUCUGGAUUGGCUACUUUAAUUCCACUUUAAAUCCAAUUAUUUAUGCUUUUUACAACCGAUCAUUUCGACGUUCUUUCAAACACAUUUUACAGUGUCAUGUGACUGUGAAACGUGCGGCCCAGGCAAAAAUCGAUCGGACCCACUCACCAAGUCUGAGGCGUUCCGCUCAGGCAGGUUACUUGACCAGUAUGCAACCAAUGAAUAGAAGUGAUUCAACGGAAUGA
Opisthorchis viverrini is the source of this 1278-nucleotide messenger RNA. RefSeq lists its product as hypothetical. The transcript has a single exon. NCBI's taxonomy places the organism in Eukaryota, Metazoa, Platyhelminthes, Trematoda, Opisthorchiida, Opisthorchiidae. The record is from RefSeq and is a predicted model, not a curated record. Gene Ontology annotation, cellular component: membrane. Gene Ontology annotation, molecular function: G protein-coupled receptor activity. Gene Ontology annotation, biological process: adenylate cyclase-activating adrenergic receptor signaling pathway. Bases 1 to 1278 code for a protein of 425 amino acids.